CCGCCCCGGGGGCGGUUGCCGGAAGCGGCGGCGGCGGCGCUUCCGGGUGUGGCGGGGCCGGCGGCGGUUCCGGGUGCGCGGAGGUGUCUCCAGACCUUGCUGUGGCCCCCGGUGGCCACCAUGGCGGAGGCCGUCCACUACAUCCAUCUCCAGAACUUCAGCCGCUCCCUCCUGGAGACCCUCAAUGGCCAACGCUUGGGUGGCCACUUCUGCGAUGUGACCGUUCGCAUCCGCGAGGCCACCUUACGCGCCCACCGCUGCGUCCUGGCCGCCGGCAGCCCCUUCUUCCACGACAAACUCCUUUUGGGUCACUCGGCCAUUGAGGUGCCACCAGUUGUCCCCAGCGGCGCCGUGCGUCAGCUGGUGGAGUUCAUGUACAGCGGUUGCUUGGUGGUGGCCCAGUCGGAAGCUCUCCAGAUCCUCACCGCUGCCUCCAUCCUCCAGAUCAAAACCGUCAUCGACGAGUGCACCCAGAUCAUCUCCCAGAGCCGCGGGCCCAAGGUCCUGCCCCCGGCCCCUCCCCGGCCCCGCCCCGACCCCGCCCCAGCCGACACCCGCCACAAGCCACCGCCGGAGCCCGACCUCCGCUUCGGCCAACUGGAACCGGCGCCCAGUUGCCACAGCCGGAAGCAACGGCAACCGCUGCGGCUCCAGCUGCCGGUCAAGGAGGAGGAGGAGGAAGAGGAGGAGGAGGAGGAGGGGACGGCCACUGCUGUCACCGGGGAGGAAGGCUUCGCCGCCCCGCCCUUUGUCACCGAGGAGCCACCAUUCUUUGGGGAUGUCUUCACCGACGCCUUCCUGCCCCCUUGGCCCGGCGAGGACACUGGGGGCUUGGAGACACCGGGGCGGGCGCCGGCAUUCGGGGCCAAGGUGACAACGGGUGGCUUCGUGCCACCACCACCGCUCUACGAGGGGGGCACGGAGGGUGGUGUCCCCUCGGUCCCCGAGGUGGCCCAGGCCGGUCCCUCGCGGUGUCCUGAGCCCUCCUACCAGUGCAGUCACUGCCAGAAGACCUUCAGCUCCCGCAAGAACUACACCAAACACAUGUUCAUCCACUCCGGCGAGAAGCCCCACCAGUGCUCUAUCUGCUGGCGCUCCUUCUCUCUCCGUGACUACCUGCUGAAGCACAUGGUGACCCACACGGGUGUCCGCGCCUUCCAGUGUGGCGUCUGCUGCAAACGCUUUACCCAGAAGAGCUCCCUCAACGUCCACAUGCGCACCCACCGCCCCGAGCGCUUCCAGUGCCGCCUCUGCACCAAGGGCUUCUCCCACCGCACCCUCCUCGAGCGUCACGCCGCUGCCACCCACCCUGUGCCACCACCGGGGCCACCGCCGGGGCCGCCGCCACCGCCGCCACCACCACCACCUGAAGCCGGGCUGGCAACGUGGCCAGGAGCUGAGGCUGCGGGUGCCGGCCCUGCUCACACGGCGUGAGGGUGCCCCUAGGGGGGUCCCUGUCACCCCCAAAUUGCCGCGGGGGUGGGUUUGGGGGCUCCCCCGUGCCCAUGGAUGAGCCCCUGGGGCUGUUUGAGCACCCCGGGGGGAAACCUGGAGGACUUUGACUCCACCCCAGCCAUGGGUUCGAUGCCCUGGAUGGACAGAUGGAAGGAGAUGGGGUCUGUCCUGCUUGUCCCCUCCUGGUGAUGUGGUUUUUGUCCCCCCAGACCGCGGUGGUGGGGGCAGUUCAACGGACUUGGUGGCACCGGUGGGCGGUGACAAUCAACACGCGGGUUUAAGGAUGGUUUUAGUGCCGUUAUGGCGAUUUUUUUCCCUAAAAAUUCCCCCCCCUCCUCA
Messenger RNA from Chroicocephalus ridibundus (black-headed gull), 1794 nucleotides. RefSeq names its product zinc finger and BTB domain containing 45 (gene ZBTB45). Gene Ontology annotation, biological process: regulation of transcription by RNA polymerase II. Gene Ontology annotation, molecular function: DNA-binding transcription factor activity, RNA polymerase II-specific; protein binding; RNA polymerase II cis-regulatory region sequence-specific DNA binding. The record is from RefSeq and is a predicted model, not a curated record. The transcript has 3 exons. The coding region runs from base 121 to 1434 and encodes 437 amino acids. Lineage: Eukaryota; Metazoa; Chordata; Aves; Charadriiformes; Laridae.